Messenger RNA from Prosopis cineraria, 1830 nucleotides. Its product is annotated as berberine bridge enzyme-like 8. The transcript has 2 exons. Gene Ontology annotation, molecular function: oxidoreductase activity; FAD binding. NCBI's taxonomy places the organism in Eukaryota, Viridiplantae, Streptophyta, Magnoliopsida, Fabales, Fabaceae. Bases 17 to 1627 code for a protein of 536 amino acids. The record is from RefSeq and is a predicted model, not a curated record.
CCCAAUACCAACAACAAUGGGUCGUUCAACAAUACUACCACUGUCAUUGCUUUUCCUUCUCGUGCUCGUUUCCCUCCCUUCACAAAUCUCGGCCUCUUCUUCUCAUAACACUUUGAUCCGUUGCCUCGUGAACCAUUCCCAGCCAUCUCACCCCAUAACCUCCGCCAUUUUCACCCCUAGCAAUGCCUCUUUCUCUUCCACACUACAAGCUUACAUCAGAAACCUCCGUUUCAACAACUCCUACACCCGAAAACCAUACCUUAUACUCACCGCCUUACAUGUCUCCCACGUCCAGGCUGCCGUUAUUUGUGCCCAAAAGCACAACCUGCUCAUGAAAAUCCGAAGCGGAGGUCACGAUUACGAGGGUGUCUCCUACAGAGCUCAACUCCCCUUCUUCAUCCUCGACAUGUUCAACCUUCGAUCCAUCCAGGUUGAUAUAGACGCCGAGACGGCUUCCGUUGAAGCCGGAGCCAUUCUCGGUGAAGUUUACUAUAGCAUAGCUCGGAAGAGUAAAACCCAUGGCUUCCCUGCCGGGGUUUGUCCCACGGUUGGUGUGGGAGGACAUAUAAGUGGUGGCGGGUAUGGGAAUAUGAUGAGAAAAUAUGGUCUCUCGGUGGAUCACGUCAUCGAUGCACAAAUAGUCGACGUUCAUGGAAGAUUGCUAGACAGGAAAUCCAUGGGUGAGGAUCUAUUUUGGGCCAUCAGAGGUGGCGGCGGAGCUAGCUUUGGAGUCGUGGUAUCGUACAAAUUGAAGCUAGUUCGAGUCCCUGAGGUGGUCACUGUUUUCCAAGUCGAUAGGACCCUGGAGCAGAAUGCCACAGAUAUAUUGUACCACUGGGAGCAUAUCGCUCCGAGCAUUGAUAAUGACCUCUUCAUUAGAGUUAUUAUUGACGUGGUAAAUGGUACUAAAAAUGGGACAAAGACUGUGAGGGUCAGAUUCAUAUCCAUGUUCCUUGGCGACUCCAAAAGGCUCCUCUCUAUCAUGAACGAGAGCUUUCCUGAAUUGGGUUUGAAGCAAUCAGACUGCAUUGAAACAAGCUGGAUUAAAUCGGUGCUCUUCUGGACAAACAUUAAUAUUACAGAGCCGGUUGAGAUUUUACUGGACAGGACGCCUCAGUCGCUGAAUUACUUGAAAAGGAAGUCUGACUAUGUACAGCGACCUAUUUCCAAAGAAGGGCUGGAAGGGAUAUGGAAGAAGAUGAUAGAAUUGAAAGACACGAUCCUAUAUUUCAAUCCUUAUGGCGGACGAAUGGCUGAGAUUCCAGCCACCGCAACUCCUUUCCCUCAUCGGGCUGGGAAUCUAUGGAAGGUGCAAUAUCAAGCGAACUGGAAUGAGGCGGGGAAAGAGGUGGCGGACCACUACAUAGAGCUGACGAGAAAACUUCACGGGUACAUGACACCGUUCGUGUCCAUGAAUCCUAGAGGAGCAUUCUUCAACUAUAAGGAUCUUGACUUGGGUAUCAAUCACAAUGGAAAGAACAGCUACCGAGAAGGCAGAGUUUAUGGGGUGGAGUAUUUCAAGGAUAACUUCGACAGGUUGGUUCGAAUUAAGACCCAGGUUGAUCCUUCCAACUUCUUCAGAAACGAACAAAGCAUCCCUACUCUGCCCACAAGUCGCAAGGGAUAGACCACCCAAUUAUUAAAUUACCUCCUAUGUCUGAUUCUUUAUUAUUUGUGUAUGGAAAUACAUAAAGCCUAGCUGUAUGAUCCCCAAUAUCUAUCCUUGAUAUGCCAUGACAAAUUCAGAUUGGACUGCUUUAUUUAUAAGGAUUGACCGGCUUCUUUUAAUUAAACAAGAAUAAUAUAUACCAUGAUCUUUUCUUCGUGUGA